CAGUGCACCUCCUGAGUUACCUGAAGCACCCAAGCCCAGCGAUGCGCUUGAUGGUUCUCAAAGGGCUCUCCACCGUGUCAGAGAGCCCUGAGAAGGCAAGAAAAAUUCAGGUCGUGCUGCCAGACAUCCUGGAGGCCCUGCAGGACACCAACACAGACGUCGUGCUGAAGGCCCUGCUUGUGCUCAGCAAUGUGAUGGCUCAUGUGGAGAGGAGAGAGGCCAGUCGCACGGCUCUGCAGCUGGCUGAGAAGCUCCUGCCACUCUUUGCCCAUGAGUCCAGCCAGGUGCGCGAGCACUCCAUCUGCCUCUUCCAAGCCGUGACGGAGGCUGUGCUGCGGCACAGGCAGAAGGAAAUGAAGAGGACAGUGCACAGCAGCCUUCUCCCGCUCUACUUUCGGAUGAGAGACCAGAGUGAGAGCGUAGCAAAGGCCUCUGGGGAAGCUCUCGUCGUCGCUGCAAAGUUUCUGCGACUCAAAGAGCUCAAGCACUUGGCCCAGACAGAACAGACGUGGAAGAUCGGGGAGUGCUUGCUGCAGCAGGGCAGAGACAGAGUAGACGAAUACCUGCAGCAGAGCCAGCCCUACCUGCAGGACUCUCAGACCGUCUUGCGACUUGAGGCCGUCAGGUUCAUUGGGCUUGCUGCGCGCUACUCCAAGGACCAGAGCGAGGAGAAGCUGAAUGAAAUCGUCAGCGUCCUCUGGUCUUCAGGGAACGACCCGGAACCCAUGGUCAGAUGCCUGGCAGUUCAGACCAUCAUGAUCCUGGCGUCAAGGCGUAACAGAACGUCAGGACGGAGAUUUCGACUGCUGUGGUGCUGCUAG
Molecule: messenger RNA, 821 nt
Organism: Cygnus atratus (black swan)
Lineage: Eukaryota; Metazoa; Chordata; Aves; Anseriformes; Anatidae
Exons: 7
Coding region: 42-821 (259 amino acids)
Cellular component (GO): cytoplasm
Source: RefSeq, a predicted model, not a curated record